CGGAACUGAGGGCGCGGAGCCCAGGCGGCGUCCCCGACCUGGGGAAGGGACGAGAGAGCCGCCCCCCGAGCGGAAGGCGAGGACGCCCUGCGGCCGGUGGCCCCGGGUCUGCAGCCCCCGGAUGUGUGAGGUGUUAUAAAUGGUUGAAUAACCACGGAUUAUUUCUGGACCUGACUGGUUUAUAACUUCAGAAGAAACAAUGGGAAGCCAAGAAUUUAUUGUACUGUAUACUCAUCAAAAGGCGAAGAAGUCAAAAGUGUGGCAAGAUGGAAUUUUGAAGAUGGCUCACCUAGGAAACAAAGCAAUUUUAUAUGAUGACAAAGGAGAACGCUUGGAGAGUUUAUUUCUGAAGCGCCUUGAGGUAAAACCUGGAGACAGCUUAGAAAGUGAGCGAUACUUAAUCACAGUGGAGGAGGCUAGAGCUGCUGGAAGCACAGCUGUUGGCCAGGAGGACAUUCAGGAAGCACGAGGGUCCCGUCCACCACGGUCCAUGCCCUGCGGCCGGUCCCUCGGGUGUCAGCCUGCCGGUUUGAAAAGGAAGUUUACUGGUUUUCAAGGACCACGGCAAGUACCAAAGAAAAUGGUUAUUAUGGAAAAUGGCGAAUCAGCCGCGUCACUUGAGGCUGCAGCCCCUGCCCCUGCUCUUCUCGCUCCGUUCUCGAGCACUCCUCCUCUGUUUGCUGCUGCUGGCAGGAAAGAAGUCAGCAGCAUGCCAGCAGACCUCAGGAACAUUGUCGUCUGCAAGGACGGGAGGAGUGGCCUGCCGGUUUCUCCCGUCGGCUCUGCCCCCUCCUCCAGGAGUAACCCCGAGAGGCUGAGGGAGGAGGGUCAUCUUUGCUCUCCUGUCAGUUCUGCAGUCAAGGCCGCCAUUUCUUUACUGCCCGAUGAGCCCACGAGAGGACAUCACUGGGCACCUCGCUGUUUAGGAGACACACAAAACAUCAGGAGCAAAGCACAGAUCCUGGCUCUGCUGAAGUCCACGCCAGCCAGUGUGUCUGAGGAAGUGGACGCUGAGAUGUCAGCACGUGUCCCUCGAGCACAACCACAAGGAAGCUUACACAUUACUCCUAAACCAAAGUGCUUCGUUGAACAGGGCGCGUGUGCUGCGGGGAGAACAGAGAGCUUGCAGUGCCAGCGACCACCAGAGAGCACUGGGAGCAGGGGCAGCCGGUGGGCUGUGUACUUAUCCCCACAGCCUCCGCCUGCUCAUUCUUCUGCUGUAGCUGGAGAUGAGCUGGACAAGGAGACCCAGGCUCAGGGAGAUGACCUCAGUUUAAAUCUGAGAGACUUUUUGGGACAAAAAAGGAUCCAGUUGUUCGAAACAGGUGCUGAAAAUGUGGAAAAGUUUAAUGGAGACAAGCUGGUAGACAAUGCUGAUUCAUCCUGGGAUCGGGAAGUAAAAUUAGAAAUUCCUUCAUUCGGUGAAAGCUUAUCCGUUACCCGUGGCAAUUUGGGAAAGGAUGGCUUAGUGUCAGGGUCCGACAUGCAAGGAACUGUUCAAAUGCCUGUUAAUCAGGAUGACCAGGUGUGCGUAAAAAGAUCCGCUCUUCCUAGAGAAAAUGCUCAGGAGAUAGGUGCCUGUGGGACGCCAGGAAGGGCGUGUGAACAAGCAGUGUCUCACCUGCCAGCAUCUGAACGUCCACAGUUUGAAUCUUCACUGAGCGACAACUCUCAGAUCUCUGAAGCCGUCACUGACUCGUUUUCUAGGACGAAUACGGACCGUGAAAGUCUUAGUAUUCAUGGACCCGUGAGUCAUGUAACACAGCCAGUUUUGGAGGUAAAUUUUAAUCUGAACAAUUUUGAAACCAGUGACACGGAAGAGGAACCCCAGGAAAGCAACAGAAUGUCCCAGGACCCAGAGGAUUGGGAAAGGGAGGCCUUGGCUGAUGCCUGCAGUUCAGGGGUUCAGAGGCGAUGUGAGGGUGUGCGCUGUGAGGAGGGUGGCGGUCCUCUCUUAACGCCUAUUGGGGGUAAACCUACAGAGCCGUUUCCUCCCCCAGAGGCCCUGCGGCCACAGCUUUGUGGGACAGCUGCACCCACUGGGGAUGAAGCCUCGGGGUGCAGUGCCUGCACUGUAGGGUGGACCGAUGAUGUGGAUGCAGGUAAGGAAGCUGCUAAUAGCCCUACCCACAAAGUCAGAAGUGACUGUGAUUUUGCUUCACUCCCGGAUAAAUCUAAAGUCAUAAAUUCAAAUUUAUAUAUUCCUCGUUUUUUAAACAUAGACACUAAUCAGACUCCUGAAAGCAGCCUAUUUUCAGAACAGACUCCACCUCGGCCUUUUUUUAUGGGAUGUGACUUAGAUACAAAUGAUGCACAGGUUUUACCGUCCACCUCUGGCAGUGACGACAGUAUCCAGCGAUUACAUGCCAGUCAGAGUCACCUGGACGAAUGUAUUGCUCUUGAUAAAUCAACCCCCCAAGUUUCCAAUUCUUUGUUUCACCCUCUGGGAGGAAAGCAUCCUAUUUCCAGAGACACAGGAGCACAUAUUGCUGAAUCUGAAGAUUUGGGAGGGACUCCGAGUUUACCCCAUGACCGUGUUGAAGUAGAUUCCGCUGGAGCAAGCAGACAGUCCUGGGAUCGUCCUAGGGAUUCUUCAGAACUCUCUGGAUUAGUAAGCAGUAUUUCCCUUUUAAAGUCACUGUCUGAACACAGUACAGCUUUAGAAGGCUUGGAAAUGCUGAAAAAGAAAAAUCCUGCCUUUAAACAACAAGCGACCCUGGAGACGCAGCCCGAGAGCAGCCCUGAAGCUGGGAAGCCAUUGAUUACAGUAGUUUCGCCAGCCAGUCCCCAGUUUCCUCAUCUGAACCAGGAUUCUCAACUGUUCUUUCCCUUGGGAAGUGAAGAAGAGACUGUUUUUCCAGCUGUUACUCCUACACAAAGAGAGAGAACAACCUGGGACCCUCAGCCUGUUGAGUUCCAAGGGCACCAAGUGCAGGGGUCGGCGACCAGCGCUGUGAUGGUCCGAGGGCACUGCCCGCCGCUGGGCUGUAGCCAGCUCCCGGGUCACCCCGCGCACAACAGCCCCACGGCCGACGCCUGUGCUUGGGCGGCUCAGCUGCCUCGCGCUUGUGUGCAAGUUGACUUCUUGCAGGUGCCCCCGCCCGCACAGGAGGGCUCAGCACCCAGCCCCGCGGCCGCUUUCUCUCUGGGCUCACACGACGAGGCCUUCCUGCUAGAAGUCCCCGAGGGGGCCCUGCAAGCAAGACCGUCACCAGGAAUGGAAAGGUUCAGUUCCCUGGAGAACCAGCACCUUCCAAGGCUUCCUUCAUUCAGUAGAGCCCGAGUUGCACUCGUGACUGCGCCCCCAGCGGAUGCACCCCCUGACGGAGACCCUGGGCCCUGGGCCGCCGCCUGGGGCUGGCAGCCGUCUCCCGGCUCUCCCGGCUCUCCCGGCUCUCCCCUGUUCAGCCUGUGUGAGGAGCCAGCCGUUCUGCCUCCCAGCUCUGGGCCUGAGGACCAGAGUGAAACCCUUUUGUGUCAAGUGUCCAUGGAGGCGACCCCAGGGGGCGUUUCACUUCAUGGAAUGUCUGCUCAAAGCAAGUGGCUGAAAUACCGAAACACACCCCCGUGCGCCUUGCCGACUCCAAGCCAACCUGAGGCCAGUGUCAGCUACGACGGCUUCCCUGGGGCGGCCUUGGGGCUGUGUGGUGGUGACGCAGGUGAGAGACGCAGCGAUGCCGGGGACAGCUCCGCAGGCCCCACGCCUCUGCAGAGGGUGAGAGGCCAGCUCCUGCGGCAGCAGCAGGGCAUCGGCACGCGGGACUUUGUUUGUGGAAGGAAAGCGCUGUCUUUGAGGCUGGAGUCUGCAUCCAAGGCUGAGGACGCUCGGGAUGUGUGGGAAGAGUCUGCGUGUGCGACAGGCGUGCAGGAGAUAAACGUCUCUGAGCUGUGCUUCCCCAGUGGACAGGAGAGAACAUCUGCUCCUCUUCCCCGAAGGCAGACGCGCGUGCCCGCCGCCUUCCAGUCUCCCGCUCACUACAAGCAGGUCUUCACCUCCUGUCUCGUAGAGCAUCUGAAUAUCCUGCUGUGCGGGCUGGCACAGAGGCUGCGCAACGCUCUCUCUGCGGUCGACGUAUCAUUUUACACAUCGUCACUCGGAGAGGGAGGCAGCGCUGCGGGAAACAGGGUGCCGUCCUGCCGCCACCAGCGGCCCGCGAAGCUCGUCAUGGUGAAGAAGGAGGGGCCCAACAAGGGCCGUCUCUUCUACGCCUGUGACGCGCCCAGAGCGGACAGGUGUAACUUCUUUAAGUGGCUUGAAGAGGUGGCUCCGGGACACGUCACACAGGACUCUCCGCCCGCCCUGGUGUUAAGUGAUGUGAAGAGCAUCGGCUUGUACCUGAGAAGCCAGAACGUCCCCGUCUACGAGGAGUGCCAGCUCUCGGUGAGAAAAGGAUUUGAUUUUCAAAGAAAACAGUAUGGCAAACUAAAGAAGUUUACGACCGUACACCCUGAAUUGUAUCCUGAGCCUAAAAGCAAACUGUAUCUCAAGCUGAGUCGGAAGGAGAGUUCUUCGGCUUAUAGCAAAGAUGAUCUCUGGGUGGUCUCCAAAACCCUGGACUUCGAGCUGGAGCUGCUCCCUCUGAAAGGCUACUUCCCCUCCCGGUGGCCCACGGACACGGUUGUCCACGCGCUGUGGGUCUGCAAUGCCAGCACGGAGCUGACCACCCUGAAAAACAUGCAGGAGCACUUCAACCCCGCGACCCUGCCUCUGACACAGCACCUGUUGGCCAUGCCUUCGUCAGCUACAGUCAGCAGUAAGAGUGUGGAUAGGAGAAAAUUCGUCCCGCCCGCCUUCUCCAAUGCCCACACGCACUGUGAGCUGCCUGGCCCAGGAGCAGCCCUGCAGUUGGCCAGAGCCUUCAUCCAGGCCCACCAGCUGAACGAGGACCAGGCUUCUGCUCUCACCCAGAUAGCGCGCAUGGUGGCGUCGCGCGGGCCUGCCGAGGAGGGGAAGGGGCUGCCCCCCUGCCCCCUCCCCAUCACCAUCGUCCACGGAGUUUUUGGAGCAGGAAAGAGCUACUUGCUGGCGGUGGUGAUUCUGUUCCUGGUGCAGCUGUUUGAAAAGGGCGAGGCUCCCGCAGCGGGACGUGCACGGCCGUGGAAAGUGCUGGUUUCUUCGUCCACGAACGUGGCUGUGGACAGAGUCCUCCUCGGGCUCCUCAGUCUUGGAUUUGACAAGUUUGUCCGAGUUGGGAGCGUUAGGAAGAUCGCGAAGCCGGUCUUACCUUACAGCUUGCAUGCUGGCUCAGAAAAUGCCACCGAGCAACUGAAAGAACUCCAGGCACUGAUGAAAGAAGACCUGACUCCCAUGGAAAGAGUCUAUGUGAGGAGAAGCAUCGAGCAGCAUAAACUGGGGACCAACAGGACCCUCCUGGGGCAGGUCCGCGUGGUGGGCGCCACCUGCGCGGCCUGCCCGUUCCCCUGCAUGGCCGGCCUGCGGUUCCCCGUGGUGGUGCUGGACGAGAGCAGCCAGAUGACCGAGCCCGCCUCCCUCCUCCCCAUCGCCAGGUUUGAGUGUGAAAAGCUGGUUCUCGUUGGGGAUCCCAAGCAGCUUCCCCCCACAAUCCAGGGAUCGGAUGCGGCUCAUGAAAACGGGUUGGAGCAAACUCUGUUCGAUCGACUCUGCUUACUGGGUCACAAGCCAGUUCUGCUGAGAACCCAGUACCGCUGUCACCCGGCCAUCGCCGCUGUGGCCAACAACCUGUUUUACGGAGGUGGCCUGAGGAACGGCGUCUCGGAGGCCGAGAGGGGCCCGCUGCUCGCCUGGCUGCCCACCCUGUGCUUCUACAAUGUCCCGGGGCAGGAGCAGAUGGAAGGAGGUAACAGCUUUCAUAAUGAGGCGGAAGCCGCUUUCACCCUGAUGCUGAUUCGAUCUCUGGUUGCAGGUGGAAUCCCAGGCUCCAUGAUCGGGGUGAUAACGCUGUACAAGGCCCAGCUGGGCAAGCUGUGCCACCUGCUCGGGGCCGUGGACCUGGACCGCCCGCAGCUCGCAGCCGUGCAGGUGUCCACCGUGGAUGCCUUCCAGGGGGCCGAGAAGGAGGUGGUCGUGCUGUCCUGCGUGCGCACCAGGCAGGUGGGCUUCAUCGACUCAGAGCAGCGCGUGAACGUGGCCCUGACCCGCGGGAGGCGGCACCUGCUGAUCGUGGGGCACCUGGCCUGUCUGAGGAGGAGCCGCCUGUGGGGCCGCGUGAUCCAGCACUGCCAAGGCAGGGAGGACGGGCUGCAGCAGGCCAGCCAGUGCGAGCCGCGGCUGCGGCGGCUCCUGGAGGAGCACGCGGAGAAACUCGCGGGAGAAAAGCAGAAGAAAGCCAGUGGGAGAGACGGACGUGAAGAAGCGUCUCCUUGGCCAGGGAACGGGCCUGUGUAGGGCCUCAGUGUCAGGGGCGCCGCCCGCCUCGCGCUCACGCGCCUUGUUUUUACUCCCCCAAACCUGUUCUCACAGAAGACUCAGGCUAUUGAAGGCACAUCAGACAGAUGCACAGAAAUACUCUUCAAAAGUAUACGUUACUUAUGCUAAGAUAAGAUGCUGAAGGU
This is a messenger RNA of Myotis lucifugus (little brown bat), 6534 nucleotides long. RefSeq names its product zinc finger GRF-type containing 1 (gene ZGRF1). The record is from RefSeq and is a predicted model, not a curated record. Gene Ontology annotation, biological process: double-strand break repair. NCBI's taxonomy places the organism in Eukaryota, Metazoa, Chordata, Mammalia, Chiroptera, Vespertilionidae. Gene Ontology annotation, molecular function: zinc ion binding; helicase activity. Gene Ontology annotation, cellular component: nucleus; site of double-strand break.